Beta vulgaris subsp. vulgaris (sugar beet) is the source of this 3458-nucleotide messenger RNA. Its product is annotated as putative potassium transporter 12. The transcript is spliced from 9 exons. The record is from RefSeq and is a predicted model, not a curated record. Gene Ontology annotation, biological process: potassium ion transmembrane transport. Bases 474 to 2999 code for a protein of 841 amino acids. Gene Ontology annotation, cellular component: membrane. Lineage: Eukaryota; Viridiplantae; Streptophyta; Magnoliopsida; Caryophyllales; Amaranthaceae. Gene Ontology annotation, molecular function: potassium ion transmembrane transporter activity.
CUUGCUAACUCCCCACUCUCCAAUUAUUGCCAUUACUAAAUUUCAUCACAUGCCCUUCAAUUUCCCAAGAGAUAAGGAACUCAAAAAUCAAAACUUUUUUGUUUUUAUUGAUGCCAUUUCUAUAAAUUGAUGCAAAAAAUUUGUUCUUUUGAAGAAAAACUAGAUUUUGGGUUGUAAUUGUAAUCUCUUAUCAUGUUUUGAUGCCAUUUCUCUAAGUAGAUGAAAAACAUUUGUUCUUUUGAAGAAAAACUAGAUUUUGGGUUGUAAUCUUUUAUCAUGUUUUGAUGCCAUUUCUAUAAGUUGAUAAAAAAAAUUGUUUAUUUGUUGAAAAACUAGACUUUGGGUUGUAAUCUUUUAUCAUGUUUUGAUGCCAUAUCUAUAAUUUGAUGAAAAAAAUUUGUUCUUUUGAAGAAAAAAACUAGAUUUUGUGUGGUUGUAUUUUUUAUAUCUAUAUAAUUUUUGUGGGUGAAAAAAUGGUAGGAAAAGAGAUAGUAGUAGAAGAGAGUAGUAGUAAUUUGAGGUGGGUAGGAAGUGGUGGAAGUGGAACAUCAAGGUGGGUAGAUGGAAGUGAAGUGAGUUCAGAAGAUGCACCAAUUUGGUCAAGAUUAGAGGAAGAUGAAUUCAAGAAAAGAUAUGGUUCACCUUCUGGUUCUGUUAAAAGAAGGCUUGUUAAGAAGGCUAAAAGGGUUGAUUCUUUAGAUGUUGAAGCUAUGCAGAUUGCUGGAGCUCAUGCUCAUCAUUCUAAGGAGUUCUCUACAUGGCACACUCUCGCCUUGGCAUUCCAAACUCUUGGUGUGGUGUAUGGUGACGUGGGUACGAGCCCUCUAUAUGUCUUCACUGACGUGUUUAGCAAGGUGCCUAUAACAUCAGAAAUCGAUGUUCUGGGGGCAUUGUCUGUUAUACUGUAUACAAUAACUCUUGUACCCUUAGCGAAAUAUGUGUUUGUAGUGCUUAAAGCUAAUGACAAUGGUGAAGGAGGGACAUUUGCACUAUAUUCACUUAUAAGCAGGUAUGCCAAUGUCAGUAUGAUUCCAAAUCGCGAACAAGCUGACCAACAGAUCUCUAGCUAUAAGCUUAAACUACCCACUCCGGAACUUGAAAGGGCUUUGAGCAUAAGAGAGAUUUUGGAAAAGAAAGCCUCUAUGAAGACCCUUCUGCUAUUUUUGGUUCUCACUGGAACUUCAUUGAUUAUAGGGGAUGGUAUCCUGACUCCAGCUAUGUCAGUUAUGUCAGCUGUGAGUGGUCUUCAGGGUGAGAUUAAAGGAUUUGGUACCAAUGCUACGGUCAUUGUUUCAAUGAUCAUUCUGAUUGGGUUGUUUAGCAUACAGAGGUUUGGGACCAGCAAAGUUGGUUUUUCAUUUGCUCCUGCGCUGUCACUGUGGUUCUUUUCUUUGGCAUCUAUAGGAAUCUACAACCUCUUCAGAUAUGAUGUAACGGUAUUAAGGGCCCUCAAUCCAGCUUAUAUCUACCUUUUCUUUAGGAAGAAUGGUAUCCAAGCAUGGUCAGCUCUUGGCGGCUGUGUUUUGUGCAUCACAGGAGCUGAAGCAAUGUUUGCUGAUCUAGGUCACUUUUCUGUACGAUCCAUUCAGAUUGCAUUCACUUGUGUUGUGUUCCCCUGCCUUGUGUUAGCUUACAUGGGCCAAGCCGCGUUUUUGAUGAGGUUUCCAGCCUCAUCUGAACGAAUAUUUUAUGAAAGCGUACCAGAAGGACUUUUCUGGCCAGUCUUUGUGAUUGCUACACUAGCUGCUGUUAUUGCCAGUCAGGCCAUGAUAUCUGCUACCUUUUCAGUCACGAAGCAAGCCAUGGCCCUGUCAUGUUUCCCGAGGCUGAAGAUAAUUCACACCUCGAAGAAACUGAUGGGUCAGAUUUACAUCCCUGUCAUCAACUGGUUCUUGAUGGUUAUGUGUCUUGUAGUGGUUGCAACUUUUAGAAAUACCACAGACAUAGCAAAUGCAUAUGGCAUUGCCGAAGUUGGAGUCAUGCUGGUGAGUACAACCUUGGUGACAGUGGUGAUGCUAUUAAUCUGGCAGACUAAUAUAUUCAUAGCUCUCGCUUUCCCUAUCAUAUUUGGAUCAAUUGAGCUCAUUUACUUGUCAGCAGUCUUAUCGAAAAUUUUGGAGGGUGGUUGGCUUCCUUUAGCUUUUGCUUCCUGCUUCUUACUAGUAAUGUACACCUGGAACUAUGGAAGUGUUCUCAAGUAUCGGAGCGAGGUGAGAGAUAAAAUCUCCAUGGAUAUCAUGCAUGAACUUGGAUCCACUCUUGGAACUGUAAGAGUCUCGGGGAUUGGAUUAAUCUACAACGAGCUUGUUCGUGGAGUUCCAUCCAUAUUAGGGCGAUUUCUUCUAAGCCUUCCGGCCAUUCACUCUACCAUUAUCUUUGUUUGCAUCAAAUAUGUCCCUGUUCCUGUAGUACCUCAAGAAGAACGGUUUCUCUUUCGAAGAAUUUGCCCUAGAGACUACCAUAUGUUCCGUUGCAUUGCUCGUUAUGGUUACAAAGAUGUUCGUAAAGAAGACCAUCAUUUAUUCGAACAACUAUUAGUUCAAAGUCUUAAAAAUUUUCUGAAAAAUGAGGCUCGAGAUUUUGCUCUUGAGGCUGACUUGAAUGAUGAACUGGAUAUUGAUAGUGUCUCAGUAAGAUCAAGGGAUGCAGACGCUACUGAUGAUGUUGCAGAUGAGCUGCGAACUCCAUUGAUGCAUGAUCAACGACUAGGAGAACCAAAAGCACUGAAAUCAGAAGAGAACACGGAGAGUGUAUUGUCAUCAGAGGAUGAUCCUAGCUUAGAGUAUGAAUUCUCUGCUCUUCGCGAAGCUGUAGAUUCAGGUUUCACAUACUUGCUUGCAGAUGGAGAUGUUAGAGCAAGGAAAGAUUCUUUGUUCCUUAAGAAGUUGGUCAUCAAUUACUUCUAUUCUUUCUUGAGGAGAAACUGUAGGAGAGGUGCUGCUGUGCUGAGGGUUCCACACAUGAAUGUCAUAGAAGUUGGGAUGACAUACAUGGUUUGAUUUGUGUUUAUAUCGUCUGGACGUCUAAUGUUGCACACAGGCUGCAAGAGUACGAUUUUCAACAUAUAUAUAUAGCUCGAAAAUUUUCAAAGUUCCUUGGAACCAGAAAUAUCUGAUGUUAUAUGGUCGACAAAUACAACAGCUACUUUCCCGUCAAAUAAUGGAGGAGGUUGCUUACGUAGAAUUCCCUAUAGGAUAUGGAACUUUGUAUCCAUUAUAAGUUUAUAGGUAGUUAUGGCUUCACCAAACUACCACUAGGAGGAAAUGAUCUAUGAUGCUCGAUUGAUUGUUUACAAGUUCUUGUUCAUGCUUGUUGAAGUUAGCUGUUUUGGUCUAGUCUUUAGGCAUGGUAUGGUGGUGUAACUGGUGUUGUAUUGUUUUAUUCUUCAUUACAUUUUAAGAAAGGAUUAUUCUUUCAAAAAGUACAUAUUAUAUGCAAUAAGGAUACUUAUUAUUCAA